CACAACCUAUCGUGUUUCUGACACAUCAGUCGUGAAAGGAAGGUGGUCAAAGUGACAGGGAAUAGUGAAAUUUUGUGUUGCGUGCCGUAUUCGCGCGUGAAAAAGAAAAUGUUUAGUUGGCUCAGUAAGAAUGAUUGUAAGACACAAGAAGUGUUUGAAACUGUUGCAGAAGGGCUCAAGAAAAUUUAUAAAACGAAGCUAUUACCACUAGAACAGCAGUACCAUUUCCACGAUUUUCAUUCACCUCAGUUGGAUGAUCCGGACUUCGAUGCCAAACCCAUGAUACUGCUUGUUGGUCAGUAUUCGACAGGUAAAACUACUUUUAUCAGAUAUCUCCUGGAACGUGAUUUUCCGGGUAUACGUAUUGGACCCGAACCAACGACUGACAGAUUUAUAGCUGUCAUGCAUGGAGAAACGGAUGGUGUUAUUCCUGGAAACGCACUUGUUGUUGAUCCAAAGAAACAAUUUCGUCCACUGACGAAAUUUGGUAAUGCGUUUCUUAACAGAUUUCAGUGUUCUAUGUUAAACAGUCCUGUACUUGAAGGCAUUUCACUUGUAGACACGCCUGGAAUAUUGUCUGGUGAGAAACAGCAUGUUGAUAGAGGCUAUGAUAUCACAGGUGUUUUAGAAUGGUUUGCAGAGCGUGUCGAUCGCAUAAUUCUUCUUUUUGAUGCUCAUAAAUUAGAUAUUUCAGAUGAAUUUAGGAGGUCUAUUGAAGCCUUGCGUGGACAUGAUGACAAAAUUAGAAUAGUCCUUAAUAAAGCUGAUAUGGUUGACCAUCAACAAUUAAUGAGGGUUUAUGGUGCCUUGAUGUGGUCGUUGGGAAAGGUCUUACAAACGCCUGAAGUAGCAAGAGUGUAUAUUGGCUCAUUCUGGGAUCAGCCACUGAGAUAUGACGUAAACAGAAGACUAUUUGAAGAUGAAGAAAGAGAUUUAUUUCUUGACAUUCAAUCACUGCCAAGAAAUGCUGCUCUAAGGAAGCUUAAUGAUCUUAUCAAAAGGGCUCGGCUAGCCAUUGUUCACGCGUAUAUUAUUAGUGAGCUCAAAAAGGAAAUGCCACCAGUUUUUGGUAAAGACAGCAAGAAAAAAGAUCUAAUUAAAAAUUUGAAUCAGAUCUAUGAACGUUUACAAAGGGAGCACCAGAUUUCACCAGGGGAUUUUCCUGACAUUAAAAGGAUGCAAGAAAAUCUUGCUCAUCAAGAUUUCAGUAAAUUUCAGUCACUGAAACACAAUUUGAUAGAUAAUGUAAAUAAAAUGCUUGCUCAAGAUAUAUCAAGGCUGAUGGCAAUGAUUCCUCAAGAAGAGCAACUACACAAUCAUAUAUCUGAGAAACCUGUUGAGAAUGGAGCUCUGGAAGGUUUGGAGGACACAGUGACACCGUUUGGCUACAGAAAGGGUGAAGGAGUGGAUGCUGGAGCAGGCGAGCCUGACUGGAUUGUUAAUAAAGAUAGGUAUAAGUAUGACCAAAUAUUUGAAUCAUUAAGUCCUGUGGAUGGUAAAGUUACAGGAGCAAAAGCAAAAACUGAAAUGGUGAAAUCCAAAUUGCCAAAUUCAGUUCUUUCAAAAAUAUGGAAACUGUCGGACAUUGAUAAAGAUGGUGCAUUAGAUUCAGAUGAAUUUGCCCUUGCAAUGCAUUUAAUUGCCAUUAAAGUGGAUGGUCAUGAUCUGCCAUCAGAACUCCCAAGUCAUCUAGUGCCACCUUCAAAGAGGAGCUUCAACUGAGUCUCUGUGCAUGUAAAUACAGCAGUUUAAUUGCAUUGGUUGUCGUAAACACACUCUCUCAAUAUCAAAGGUACACAUCAACAAUGUUCUAAGCUGUUUUAUAGUUUUGCAUAAGUUUUAAAGAAACUUUAAUGACGGGCACCAAAAACUUGUCAAGGAAAAUACAAAAGUUACACUCUGCUAGCAGAUAUUGUGCUUUAGUUCCCAUAAUGAAAACUCAGUGGUCUGAGACUGAGUCAGCACUCUGACAUUUCAUUUGGAAAGAUUUAAUAUGGGUGCAAAAAGGAUUUUUAAACAGGUGUACAGCUUAGUUUUGUAAAAAGAGUAUGUGCUCCAUCAUUAACAGAGUGCUGUGAUCUGGUGAUACUUAAAGCAUUAGACAAGCCAUAAUGAGUACUGUCUAUGUGAAGAAUGAGUGAAACUUAUGUUUAAUUAGUAAAUUUGUAAAAAUUUCUGUUCACUGGUGCACUUCCUAUAAGAAUAUAUAUGCUUAUUUCCAUUAUUUGAUAUAACUUGUAGCUUGCCAGUGUACUGGUAAAAUUCUGAGUAAAUAAUAUUUCUCUUGUUAUGUUUUUUACAAAUUAUAUUUUUGUUAUUCAUAAUUAUGAAGAUUAUUGUGUAUUCUCUUAAUGUCACUAUACCAUGACGAGUUAUUGUAUUAGCCUUUUGAGGUAUAUGUUACGCAUUAUUGUAAAUAUUUUUAGAAGAAUAUUGUUGACUGAUAGAUAUAUUUAGUCGUAAAGAACUGCUCAGAAUAAAGUGUAUUACCAAAGCAAAAUUUACAGGAAUCUCAGUGAUAAAUAAGUUUAAAAAAGAAGGCUGCAGGGUUGGUACUUUUUUAAAGAGUGUGCUAAAAGUACGAAACAAGAGUCAAUGUGCAGACUCUUGAAUGAGCUAUUGGCGUAAGUGGUGACAUCCUUGAUAUAGCGAGCAAUGGACAGCCAAAAAGUACCUGCGCUUUUUUUUAAUAGCUAGAGAGAAUGAGAGGUAAAAGUUUGCAAUGUGUUGUUCUGCUCAUGUUUUAGGCUGCCAUGCUUUCUCAGUUAUUUCUCAGAAACCUUCUUUUCUAAGAACUAUGUGAAUUACCACAUAAUUCAUUGGCAUGUAAGUGAUGCUGUCUUAAAAUGUUCUUAGCAAACUAGUAUUGCUAAUCUAGACACAUUAAGACAAUCCGUCAAGAUGAGGAAUUCAUAAUCCGUUUUAUAUAUUGUUUCCGUCACAACAUAAUAUUGCCCCACUUAUGAAGCUAAAUUUGGUGUGAUAAACAUUUGAAUAUAAUAUUUGCAGAGUUGUUGUACAUUUGAUAUGUUGUAUGGGCUAUAGUAAAAUUUACUGGAGCAUCAUUUUGUAAAGAAAAACGUUGAAAUUUGGAGCAGUUCUGACUUCUCGCAAACUGUGCAUAUUAUAAUUAUACAUAACUGAACUGACUGUGUGUGUGUGUGUGUGUGUGUGUGUGUGUGUGUGUGUGUGUGUGAAUGAACUGUCACAUUAAGUACUGGUACUGCUAUAAAGGCAGGAUGGUUGUUUACUAAUCAUACUGGAAUUGUCUUUAGAUUGUCAGAACCUGAUAUCUUUUAGUAAUUUUUUAACAGUGUGUCUUCUGUAUUUGUGUUGCUAGCAAAUAGGCCUACUCUUUAAAUAUCAUUUUAUUGAGUUUUAGCAAAUAUUUUGGUCAUGUUAGAUAGGUGUUCCAACAUACUUCAUGCAUAUCUGUAGCCCAUUUUUCAAAUAUGAGGGCUACCGAUUAUGUGAUAGUUCAGUAAUGUUGUAGACAGCAGUUGAUAGUAGUGAUUGUAUUUUUAGUUACAUUUUAUCAUAUUAGUUUCGCCAAAACUCAAUCUGUGAAACUGUAGCAUCUGGACCUGUUGCAGUAACAAAAUAGAUAGAUAGAAAAGAUACUGCGGUUGCCCUUUCUUAUGAAAAUCACUCGACCUACCAUACUAUGAAUGUUAUCAUAUAUUUGGCCUACCAGGCCUGAUGUAGUACUUUCCAACACAGUUUUUAAAUUUUGUGUUGCACUGGCAUUUUUGUGUUGGUGAUACUUUUGUAUAUAUGAAGUAUGAUCACAUCUUCUGAAUACCUGUUGUUUGCAUUAUAGUCAAUAAAAUUUGAUACAUUUAUGGUGAUCACUGUGUGUGUGUGUGUGUGUGUGUGUGUGUGUGUGUGUGUUUGUUUCAUAGAUUCAUAGGUAUUAUGAAGAAUGUAAUACAAUGAUUGGAACAUUGUAGUAUGUGAAUCCAUUGCUAAAGAUGGGCGCUGAUGACAGCGCAAUUGUGUGCCCAACAAAACCAAUCAUCAUCCAUUGCUGAAGAUUUCUUCACAUUAGCUUUUGUGUAAUUGUGGUACGAAAGCACAAAAUAUUGAAUCUCCUGUAUUUUGUAUGAUCAUUUGAGACAUUAAGCCAAAGAUUGUAAAAUUUAUUCUAAAUAAAUUAUUUAUUUAUUUAA
Schistocerca nitens (vagrant locust) is the source of this 4169-nucleotide messenger RNA. Its product is annotated as EH domain-containing protein 3-like. The record is from RefSeq and is a predicted model, not a curated record. Bases 109 to 1722 code for a protein of 537 amino acids. Gene Ontology annotation, molecular function: GTP binding; protein binding; calcium ion binding. Gene Ontology annotation, biological process: endocytosis; endosomal transport. The transcript has a single exon. NCBI's taxonomy places the organism in Eukaryota, Metazoa, Arthropoda, Insecta, Orthoptera, Acrididae. Gene Ontology annotation, cellular component: cytoplasm; plasma membrane.